AUGGCUGAAGAUGAAGCAAUACUUGGUGAUGACGUCAAUAGUUUCGUUGCCCCUGUUGCUAUUGUUGUGCCUUCUGUCAUUGGUGUUGUUGCUGUUGAUUCUAAUACUGUUGUUGCUGUCGCUAUUGUUGGUGUUGGUUGUAAUGAUAAUAUUGUUGUAUGUUCUGUUGUAAGUGCUGUUGCUUGUAACAUAGUUGAUAUUGUUGUUGCAAUUGUUGCUGGUGUUACAACUGUUGUUGCCAAUGAUGAUGUGGAUGAUGAAUUUGAGCUAGAUGCUACAAUUUCAGAUGAAUCAGAUGUUUGA
Paramuricea clavata is the source of this 303-nucleotide messenger RNA. Lineage: Eukaryota; Metazoa; Cnidaria; Anthozoa; Malacalcyonacea; Plexauridae. The record is from the annotation of a GenBank genome assembly.